AACUCUAACUGCUGUGUCGUUUACCUUGACAGUAGCCAGUCCUUUUCCAAGUAAUGGCAAUAAGAUAACCUCAUCGGGGCAGGUUGUUUACAGUCUUGGUGGAAUACUGGACCUGACGUACCUGACGCACAAUGGAAAGGAAAACGACAGGAAGUGUAUCUGAGCCUUUUACAUGUAAUAAUGGCAGUGAAAGGACUGACCCCUAUGGCUUUGAGAGACAACACGAUUUUGAAUCCUAUAAGGAGAUGAUGAAUGAGUAUGUAGCUGUGCUCAACAGAAGGUCGAUGAGAUGGUCCAAGCUCCUGCAAGAGAAACCACAUGUGGGGAAGAACUUAACAGUAAAAAGGUAUGUGCGUAAAGGUGUGCCUAAUGAGCAUCGUGCCAGGAUUUGGAUGGCAGCUAGUGGUGCCCAGGAACAACUGGAGAGCAACCCAGGCUAUUACCAGUCUCUGUUGGCCUUGGAGCAUGACACCAAGCUGAAGGAAACCAUUCGUAUAGAUAUGCAUAGGACCUUCCCUGACAACGUUCUCUUCAAGAGCAAAGCAGAACCGAGCCUGCAGAGGGCUCUGUACAACGUGCUGCUGGCCUACGGACACCAUAAUAAGGCAGUGGGGUACUGUCAGGGUAUGAACUUCAUUGCCGGCUACCUCAUCAUCAUCACCAAAGAUGAAGAGAAGUCAUUCUGGCUCAUGGAUGCAUUGUUGGGCAGGAUGCUCCCAGACUACUACAGCUCAGCCAUGUUGGGCCUGAAGACUGACCAGGAGGUUCUUGGAGAGCUGGUGAAGGCUAAAGCUCCUGCAGUAGGACAGCUCAUGGCCCAGUAUCCUGGCAUAUGGACACUAGUGGUGUCACGUUGGUUCAUCUGCCUCUACAUUGACGUACUCCCAAUUGAGACAGUUCUACGGGUCUGGGAUUGUCUUUUCUACGAGGGCUCCAAGGUUCUUUUCCGCGUUGCUCUGACUCUCAUCAUUCAUCAUCAGCCAGAAAUCCUGAGAGCUCGUUCUUUGCCCGAUGUGUGCGAGUGCUUCAAGCAAAUCACCUGUGGAGCUUUCACUCUGGACUGUCAUACCUUCAUGCAGAAAAUCUUCACAGAACCUGGGAGCUUGUCUAUGGGAACUAUUAAUAAACUGAGAGAGAAAUGCAGACAACAAAUACUGGAUGAGGAAUCUGGACAGUCAUGAAGUUUGGGAUUCACCAUUCCCCAUUUUGACUGCAUUUUAAAACUACCAGCUUUCAUCGAGUGUAAGAACGUAGCACUGCACUAUCAGGGACAAUUAAAAAACUAAAUGAA
Molecule: messenger RNA, 1291 nt
Organism: Scatophagus argus
Lineage: Eukaryota; Metazoa; Chordata; Actinopteri; Scatophagidae
Product: growth hormone-regulated TBC protein 1-A-like
Exons: 8
Coding region: 132-1181 (349 amino acids)
Source: RefSeq, a predicted model, not a curated record